CCGGAAACGUAAAAUUUUCACUUAAUACGCUACUUUUAGUUGACGUUGGUGACCUUAUGCUUACAGAUUUUCAGCAAUGGAAGAUCAUACUUUGGAAUGCUACGCAGAAGAAGUUAGAAAGAGACAGGAAUUAGAGAAAGAGAAGGAAGAAGAGCGUCGAUUUCUUCGAACUUCUCUUCGUGCUUCCAGUCGUCUUCGGGCCAUCGAGAAGUACAGAAAAGUUAUUCAUAGAGAAGAAACAAAAAGAGCUGAAAUAAAUCGCGCGUUUGAAAGUGACUCUGCUGGUGGAAAUAACGAUGAACUCACUGAACUUUUGUGCUAUCUCCGGACUAAAAUGCCAAUUCCAAGAGAAGAGAAGGAAAAUAAAAUUCAGUUGACAGACAAUAAACUCAUAUCAAAUGAAAUUGGUUUCGAUUCAGAAGCAGAACAGUGGGAAUGGCUCUUAAGUGUCUUAUCUGACCCGAAUUUAUCUGCAGCAUUUCUUAUGCAAGAUAAAGUCGCAAAGGCAUAUGAGACCUGCAAAAGUGUUAUGCAUCCUAAACCAAGAUAUCGUUGGCCUGUUUUAGCUGGUCUGGCAUAUGACACUAUGGAAGCUGUUAAAGAGCAACUAAUGGUAGCAUUGAGGGAGCCGAGUCAACUUGACACAUUUACUCUGAACAGUAUUUCAGCGGUACUCAGUUUUUGUUCAUCCCCAGUCUUUCAGAAUCUAUUGUUGGCAAUGGAUGGACUUGCAAACACUUGGCUUUUUGAUGCAGAUGACGACUAUAUCACAUCUGAUAAUCUCGAUUUAUCAGGAGAUAAUAAUGAAAAUUCUCUUUCUAGUUCAUACAUUCAAAAAAGUUCUGUUCCAGGUUGUUAUGCUACACUGGCAUAUGAUGAUCAAGGUCGUGAUUCUUAUUCAGAAAGUGGAGUAAGACUGAAGUAUGUUAUUCUUCAGAAAAGUGGUAAUGAAUUCUUGGGCGCUACGGUACGCUUGGAAAGAAAUUCAAUAAUAAUUGCUCGGAUUGUUAACGGUGGAUUAGCUCAUAAAACUAAUCUUUUACAUGAAGGUGAUGAAUUGUUAUCUGUCAAUGGGAUUGAACUAAUGGGAAAAGAUUUAAAUACAGUAUGCGAUGUUAUGGCUUCAUUACAACGAAAGAUUAUCCUUCUAGUUGCUCCUGCACUCGAUCCAUACUCCCAAGCAUCGACGAAAGGAAUUAUACUGAAAAUCAGUAUCUAUAUAAAAGCCAAAAAGCUGACCAAGCGUGUCCUAGCGUUUUCAUCACAUCCGUCUACUAACACUACCAGUACUAACACUACUACAACCACUACUACUACUACUACUACUACUACUACUACUACUACUACUACUACUACUACUACUACUACUACUACUACUACUACUACUAAUACCAAUACCACUACUGCUUCUACUACUACAACUACUACCGCUACUAAUACUAAUACUGCUACUACUACUGCUACUACUACUAUUACUACUACUACUACCACCGCAACUACUACUACUACUGCUACCGCUACUGCUAAUGCUGGUGCUACUACUACUACUACUACCACUACUACUACUACUACUACUACUACUACUACUACUACUACUACUACUACUACUACUACCAAUACCACUACUGCUUCUACUACUACAACUACCACUACCAGUACUACAACUGCUACUACUACUACUACUACUAAUGCUACUACUACUACUACUACUACUACCAAUAAUACUACUACUACUACCAAUAAUACUACUGCUUCUACUACUACAACUACCACUACCAGUACUACUACUGCUACUACUACCACUACUACUACCAUUACUACUACUACUUACGCAACUACUACUACUACUGCUACUGCUACCGCUACUGCUAAUGCUGGUGCUACUACUACUACUACCACUACUACUACUACUACUACUACUACUACUACUACUACUACUACUACUACUACUACUACUACAACCAAUACCACUACUGCUUCUACUACUACAACUACCACUACCAGUACUACAACUGCUACUACUACUAAUACUACUACUACUACUACUACUGCUACUAUUACUGCUACUAAUACUACUGCUGCUGCUACUACUACUACUACUACUACUACUACAACUACUGCUGCUGCUACUAGUGCUACUACUACUACUACUAAUGGUACUACUACUGCUACUACUACUACGACUACUACUACUACAACAACGACCACUACUACUACUACUACUACUACUACUACUACUACUACUACUGCUGCUGCUGCUACUAGUGCUAUUACUGCUACUACUAAUGGUACUACUACUGCUACUACUACUACUACGACUACUGCUGCUGCUACUACUACUACUAUUACUACUAAUACUACUACUACUACUGCUACUACUACUACAACUACUGCUACUACUACCGCUACUACUACUACUACUACUACUACUACUACUACUACUACUACUACUACUACUACUACUACUACUACUACUACUAAUACUACAAAUUCAAAUUUGAAGGCUGAUACUAAAUUUUCAUAUAUUUGUAUCACAGAAGAAGACUUUCAUCUGAAACGUAAACAAGGCGAGUUUGUUGAAUGGGGAUUAUUCAAUCGUGCCUAUUAUGGGACCAGUACACUAACUAUCCGUCAGUUAGUAGAUGAUGGGAAAAUAUGUUGUAUAUCUUUAAGACCUGAUUCUUUACGCAAAGUUCGUUCAAGUGGUCUUGUGCCUUACAUAAUAUUUAUUUCACCUCCGGAACGAGUUGACGAUUUGCAACGUUUACGUCAAAAAUUAAAUUUAACUGGAAAUUGUUCGAAUGAAGAAUUGAAAGCAUGCAUCGAAACAAGUCGUAGAAUGGAAACGCGCUUUGGACAUUGGUUUGACAGAGUAAUUAUCCCUGAAACACUAGAUUCAACCGUCACUGAAUUAGUUCGCCUUGCUAUCAAACUUGAACGAGAGCCUACAUGGGUACCGAGGUAUUGGUUAGAAAUGGAUUAG
Messenger RNA from Heterobilharzia americana, 2983 nucleotides. The record is from the annotation of a GenBank genome assembly. Lineage: Eukaryota; Metazoa; Platyhelminthes; Trematoda; Strigeidida; Schistosomatidae.